This is a messenger RNA of Stegostoma tigrinum, 3810 nucleotides long. It is a transcript of the gene vps36, whose product is annotated as vacuolar protein sorting 36 homolog. Gene Ontology annotation, biological process: protein transport to vacuole involved in ubiquitin-dependent protein catabolic process via the multivesicular body sorting pathway. The transcript has 13 exons. The record is from RefSeq and is a predicted model, not a curated record. Gene Ontology annotation, cellular component: ESCRT II complex; late endosome membrane. Lineage: Eukaryota; Metazoa; Chordata; Chondrichthyes; Orectolobiformes; Stegostomatidae. The coding region runs from base 49 to 1104 and encodes 351 amino acids. Gene Ontology annotation, molecular function: phosphatidylinositol-3-phosphate binding; ubiquitin binding.
UGCCGGAAGUGAGCCGGUGUUUGGUCGCUCCAGUUCCGGGGGCCGGGGAUGGAUCGGUUCGUGUGGGCGAGCGGACUCUUGGAGAUUAACGAGACCCUGGUGAUACAGCAGCGCGGAGUCCGCUUGUACGAUGGUGACGACAAGGCAAAAUUUGACUUAGGGACACUUCUUCUUAGUACACACAGACUACUAUGGAGAGACCAUAAAAAGCAUGAUUGCUGCAUCGCUUUAUCUUUGUCACAGAUCAUUUUCUUUGAGGAACAGGCAGCCGGAAUAGGAAAAAGUGCCAAAAUAGUAGUUCAUCUUCAACCGGCUUCUCCCAACAAAGAGCCUGGUCCAUAUCGGAGUAGCAAAUACUCUUACAUCAAGUUGUCUUUCAAGGAACAUGGACAGAUUGAGUUUUAUAGACGAUUAUCAGAAGAAUUGUCUCAAAAGCGAUGGGAGCGAAUUUCAGUAUCUCAACCGAUGCAGUCACCCAGUAGAUCACAAACAGGAAAAGUGAGGGCUGCUGGAAUUGUGGGUAUUGAAAGGAAGUUGGAGGAAAAACGAAAGGAGACCGACAAAAACAUCUCUGAAGCUUUUGAAGAUCUCAGUCAACUUAUGAAAAAGGCCAAAGAGAUGGUCGAUUUGUCAAAAUUAAUAGCAAACAAAAUCAAAGAUAAGCAAGGUGAUAUUUCUGAAGAUGAGACUAUCCGUUUCAAGUCCUAUUUGCUGAGCAUGGGCAUAGCUAAUCCAGUUACCAGAGAAACACAUGGAUCUGGAACACAUUACCACAUGCAAUUGGCUAAACAGCUGGUGGAAAUGUUGCAAGUGCCAGUUGAGGAACAAGGUGGAAUGAUGGCACUGACAGAGGUUUAUUGCUUGACAAACCGAGCUCGAGGGAUGGAGCUUCUUUCACCAGAAGAUUUGGUGAAUGCUUGCAAAAUGUUUGAGGCCCUGAAUCUACCAAUGAGGUUACGUAUUUUUGAUAGUGGAGUGAUGGUGGUUCAGUUACAGUCCCACAAUGAGGAUGAAAUGAUUGCUUCAGCUGUGGAGACAUUUAGGUGGAAAUCGGGAAUAGCAAGGAAAAGAAGUUACAGGUGGAAGUUCCCUGCAGGCCCCUGAAGAUUUGUCAUGCUGUAGUACAAAGUAGAAAUGAUAGAAUGAUUUUGGCACGUAAGAAUAUGAUAGUUAGCAACUCCUUUGUCUGUCCAACUGUCUUUCUCUCUCUUUGGGCUCUAUCCUAUCGUUUACUCCCUAUCCCACCUACCUUCCUAUUUUUCUGCAUAUAAACUGACAUUUUCCCAGCCACCAUCAGUUCUGAGGAAGGGUCACCGGACCCGAAACGUUGUCUCUGUUUUCUCCUCCACAGAUGCUGCCAGACCUGCUGAGCUUUUCCAGCAACUUUGUUUUUGUUCCUGAUUUACAACAUCUGCAGUACUUUUGGUUUUCUCCAUAGGAGCAGACCGUUUUCGAUCUACUAAUGUGUAAUGAGGUAUAUUUAUUGAGAUCUCGUUACGAAUCCCCUGGAUGAUUACAAAAGGUAGAAUUUCAAAUUCAGUUUGAGGAAGAGCAACUCUGGUCCUGACAUAUGUCCUCAACUUAAAUAGAGGUAACUGCAGAAGUAUGAAGAAAGAGUUGUCUAAACCAAGCUGGGAAAAUAAACUGAGGGGAAGGUCUGUGGAUGAGGAUGGGUAGAUAUUUAAGCAGGUACUUUAUAACAUGCAGCAAAAAUGUAUUCAGGUCAAAAAGAAGAAUGAUGAGCUACCUGUGGUGUCCAAAAGUGAUCAAGGAGAGCAUCCAAUCAAAAACUAAAGCAUAGAAAGCAGUGAAAACUUGUGGAAUGCCAGAGGACUGGGAAUUGUUUUUGAAACCAGCAACAGAUGAGAAAAAAAUACUAAUAGAGAGGAUAAAAGUUUAUUAAGGAAGUAAAUUUGCAAGAAAUAUAAAAAUAAGCAGCAAGAGCUUUUACAUAUAUAUAAAAAAAGUAAGUAAAGAAAGUGUAUGUUUAGAGAAUACAACUGGAGAAUUGAUGACUGCGUGCAAGGAAAUGUUAGGUAAUUUAAACCAAUAUUUACAUCUGUUAUGGUGGAGGCCACGAUAAAUAUCCCAAAGAUAACAGAUAAGUAGGUGCUAAAGGGAGGAAAGGUCUUAUAAAAGUCUCAACCACAGAGGACAAAAUAUUUGACAAGCUAAUGGGACUGAAGGAGAACGGGGUUGCUCGAUCCUGAUCGCAUGCACCCACAAGUUUUAAAGGAAGUGGUUGCAAUGGUGAUGGAGACUUGGUUGAAGUAUUUCACAACUCUGGAUUCUGGGAGGCCCUCCAAUGGAUUGGAGAGCUGCUAACAUGAUACUACUGUUCAAGAAGAAAGGUGACUCAAAGCAAGAAACUAUAAAUCAGUUAGAUUAACAUCUGAAAUUGAGAAACAUGUUAGUGUCCAUUUCUCCGGAAAAAUUAUGGGUGUUUAAAAACCUUAACACGAUCAAACAGAGUCACUAUAGUUUUAUGAAAGGAUAUUCCUCGUUGGCGAAUUUACUAGAGUUCUUUGAAAAUAUAACAUGCAGACCUGAUAAAGGGACCCAGUAGGCGAUUUCCUCAAGACAUUUGAUAGGAUGCCAUAGGAUGCUGAAGCCUGGAAGACAUGGUGUUGGGGAAAAUGUCAUAGCAUUUGGUUAACGCAGAAGACAAAGUCAAGAUCAAUGCAUCUUUCUUAGGUUGGCAUAUGUAAAGAGUGGAGUGUCAGAAUGAUCAUUCCUAGCGUCUCAAUUAUUUGCUAUCUGUAUUAAUGACUCAGAGGAGGUGACAGUGUAGUGUAUCCAAAUUUACUGAUGAUACAAAGCAGAUAGGAGAGCAUGUUAUGAUAAGGACAUGUGAAUAAUCUGCAAAGGGAUAUCAUAUAGAUUGAGUGAGUGGCCAAAUACUUGGUAUGUGGAGAUGAAUGUAGGAGAGUGUGAGAACGUGCACUUUGGUGAGAAGAAUCAAAAGUUGGUCCAGCAUUUAAACAGAGAGACACUUCAUAAAGGUACGGCACAGAAUAAUCUCGUUCUUGUGCAUGAAACACAAAUGAUUAGCAUAUAGGCGCAGCAAGUAAUAGAGAAGAGAAAUGGAAUUGUGGCUUUUAUUAUCUCUAUUAUCCCAUUAUCUCUGUGGCUUUUAUUGCUGGGUGGGUGUAAUUUGGAAAUAAGGAAGUCUUGUUAUAACUGUACAGGGUUUGGUGAGGCUGUAGCUCUAGUACUUUGCAAGGUUUUGAUUUCCAUAUUUGAGAGAAUGUACUGACGUUGGAGGCCAUUCAAAAGAGCUGAUUCAAGGGGUGAAGGGGUUGACUUUUAACGUAUGCUGAAACAAGUCAUUUCUUUAUAUGUUAGAAUUUAGAAGAAUGAGUGGAGAUGUUCCUAAAACAUACAAGAUUCUGAGCAAGCUUAACAGAUUAGAUAUGGAAUUUCAAACUGAGGGAUGUAAAUACAGAAUAAAAGAACUCUCAUUUAAAAUUGAGAUGAAAAGGAAUGUCUCCUGUCUAACAGUAGUGAAUGUCUGGAAUUCACUACCGCAGAGAAUUGUGGGCUUGAGAUCUCUGAAAGUGAUUAAAGAAGAGGUAGAGACAUUUUUGCAACGUUGGGGAGUUGAGGGCUAUGAGAUGAUCUUACAGAAUGGUAAGACAGGCUAAAAUGCUGAAAUGGCCUACACCUGUGCCCAUUUCUCGUGUUUACAUGUAGAGAACUGCCUGUGCUGCGCACACAGCACAUUGAUAAACCACCAGAGUAUAAAUUUUCAGGCUGUUUAAACACCCACCUAACAAGUUGUCUAUCAAAUCUGUGUGGGUAUUUGUCUUU